This is a messenger RNA of Drosophila miranda, 1248 nucleotides long. RefSeq lists its product as uncharacterized. The transcript has 5 exons. NCBI's taxonomy places the organism in Eukaryota, Metazoa, Arthropoda, Insecta, Diptera, Drosophilidae. Bases 9 to 971 code for a protein of 320 amino acids. The record is from RefSeq and is a predicted model, not a curated record.
CCCAACGCAUGAGCAACAUCUCGCUGUCCUCCGGCACGGACUCCGUGGGCCACAUGGAUCGCGGCAGCAGCUCCAGUCUCGCUAGCAGCGCCACCGUUGGCACCAACACCAUCACCAGCGGCAUUUCCAAGGAGUGCGCCAAUUACCACGUCGGCAGUCAGUCGGCCCGUCCACACUCGAGAACCACACUCGAGAACCACACUCCGCCGGCAUGUUCCGGCUCUGGACCCAUUGCCAUGACGAACGGCUCCAUCCAGUUGCGCCUCCGCGAUGGCGUGCGCAUUGACAUGACUCUGGACAAGGCGGUGCGCGUGCUCAAUCAGCGCAGCAUGGUGGCAGUUGCUCUAUCACGCAACUGCAGCAACUCGGCUUUGAUCCACCCCAAUGGACGCAUCUUGCAGAGCGGCGCUAAAGUCGAAAUAGUCACCUACGACGGCAUGAAGGGCAAUAACUUUGUUCGCUAUGCCAAGAUGUGGUACAAGGGUGUGAGCUUCACCAGCGAGGCGUGCGCUCUCAUCUACCUGGUGGACACAGCCGGGACGCGCACCACAACCGACACUUUCACCGAUCUGACCAAGGACUACACCCUGGCAGUGUUCUAUGACGACUUGCGCCAUGGUCCCUAUUAUAUGGCUGAAGCCCAUGACGUGAUUGCCAAUUCAGCUUACACCUGUACCGAGGAUGGCACUGAGAUCUAUGACAUAAACGGAUUUCGCAUCACCCAGGCAGCCGAUGGCCUGGUGAAGGUCACUCGUGUGGACAACAAGUGCUUGAUUCGCACCAGUCCCGGCAAUGGAUCGGCCACUUUGACCACACCUGGCAUCCAUUGCACUGCCUCUCUGGGCAAGACCUCGCAUCUGUUUGUUCGUCGCAAUGAGAAGCGCAUGCACUUCGAUGGAUCCUAUUUCAUUGUACGCAACGCCGGACACUCCGCCGGCUUCAAUGAGAACAACCUGCUCAUUGUCUACUGAGCGGCGUUCGUAGUCCGGAGAUAGAAACGGCGCAGUGGUAGCCCAUCCCACAAGCACACACUCACACAUGUCAACACAUUUCACCUUGCACACAUACAUAGACACCUACAGCAGCACACUUGAGGGACCUUGACGUGGAGAGAAGGAUUCAGUUAGGAUCCCGGAAUUUAGGAAUAUCAAAAUAUAUUUGGUAAAUAAGUUAGAAAGCAAAUAUGUUCGUACAAAAACCAGCACCACACCACACCACACACACACACACCUCAGCGAAGGAACUCAG